This is a messenger RNA of Hydractinia symbiolongicarpus, 1494 nucleotides long. Its product is annotated as tigger transposable element-derived protein 4-like. The transcript is spliced from 2 exons. Gene Ontology annotation, molecular function: DNA binding. The coding region runs from base 1 to 1494 and encodes 497 amino acids. NCBI's taxonomy places the organism in Eukaryota, Metazoa, Cnidaria, Hydrozoa, Anthoathecata, Hydractiniidae. Gene Ontology annotation, cellular component: nucleus. The record is from RefSeq and is a predicted model, not a curated record.
AUGAUUAAUGAUGCGUCAUCCAAACCUUUCGAACGUCUUUUUCGAACGUUUUCGAGAAAAUCUAAAGAAUUUCAAAAGAAAGACACUCUCAUAACAAUGUCGUCUGUGGCAGGAUCAAAGCGUCGAAUUGACAAUAAGUCGUGCAAAAUCAAGUACAAAGCUCUUAAAGCGUUGGAAAAGGGUACUGCGCCAAAGGAUGUGGCAAAAGAGUUCAAAAUUCCUCCAAGCACCCUGUCAACUUGGAAAAAAAAUAAAGAAAAGAUUUACAAGCAGUUUAACAACGGGCAAACAUCACAAAUCAAAACAUGGUAUGGAGUAUCCUUCAAAACCAUCGCUGGAGAAUCACGGUCCGUCACUGAGGAAAUGACAGCGCCAUGGUCGGAGACAACAUCACCAACCAUUCUCUCCCGCUAUCCUCUGGAAGACAUUUUUAACGCCGACGAAUUUGGGCUUUUAUUUCAAUGCCUUCCCAAUAAAACUUUGCAUAUGAAAGGUGAUAAGUGUUCUGGAGGAAAACACAGCAAAGUUAGACUUACUGGUUUAGCUGCUGGUAAUGCCUUGGGGGAACGAUUGCCAAUGUUUGUAAUCGGCAAGUCCGCCAACCCUCGUUGCUUUAAAGGUGUCAAAACACUACCCUGUCGAUACCGUUCGCAAAAGAAGAGUUGGAUGUCUGGAGAGCUGUUCGAAGAGUGGGUACGCGAGCUUGAUCAAAAAUUCUCUGUCUCUAAGCGAAAAAUUGCUUUGAUUAUUGACAAUUGUACCGCACAUCCUCAUGUUGAAAACCUGGAAUGGGUAGAAUUGAUCUUUCUUCCUCCAAAUACCACGUCCCGAACCCAACCUAUGGACCAAGGAAUUAUCCGCGCCCUGAAAGCAAAAUAUCGAUCGCUAGCAGUGCGGAAAUUGAUAAAAGCCUUGGACGAGGAAAAAUCGAUUCUUGCAGCUAUGUACAUGCUAAGGAAAGCAUGGGAUGAUGUUUCCAACAAAACAUUCACCAAUUGCUUUCGAAAAUCAGAAAUUUCCCAAAAGGAUGCAGAAAGAGCGAUCAACGAAGAUGACGACCCUUUUAAAAGUUUAACCAGCGAAGUAGAAGAAGACCCAAUUCCAACCCUCGAUGCUGAACUCUCUUACAUAAAACGAAGGUUUCCUGACCACAUUGAUCCUGACUUAUCAACUGAAGAUUUCAUUGAUUUUGACAUUGAAGUCAGUACAUCCCUUGGGCGUCUGAAGACUGCUGACAUCAUUGCUGAGAUCACUGGGACUCAAGACGAAGAAUUAAAAGAGGUCGACGAAGAAGACAAGGAGGAAGAAGAUAAGAUCACAAGACCGACGGCCGAGCAAGUGCGUACAGCUAUCAACGUCCUCGAAGACUUGAGUAUUUUUUCACAUUUUGGAGAAGAAAUGAUAGCUUCCCUGAAGGACUUGAAUCGUAAUAUCGCCAAAGAUUUUGAUAUGAGUUGUAAGCAAACAGUUAUCACCGACUUCUUUUCUAAAUAA